Lepus europaeus (European hare) is the source of this 1808-nucleotide messenger RNA. It is a transcript of the gene SH3GL1, whose product is annotated as SH3 domain containing GRB2 like 1, endophilin A2. Gene Ontology annotation, cellular component: presynapse; glutamatergic synapse; cytoplasm. The transcript is spliced from 9 exons. Gene Ontology annotation, molecular function: protein binding. The record is from RefSeq and is a predicted model, not a curated record. Bases 108 to 1166 code for a protein of 352 amino acids. Gene Ontology annotation, biological process: synaptic vesicle uncoating. NCBI's taxonomy places the organism in Eukaryota, Metazoa, Chordata, Mammalia, Lagomorpha, Leporidae.
GAGCAAGCCGCGAUUUCUCAAGUACCCCCAAACCCUAAAGAAGCCCUGCUCGUUCCGGGGCUGCCCGGCACCCCUGUGCGGGGGCCACCUCCCUCCCACCAGGGCUCAUGGCUCCCCCUUCUGGCUUGCAGCUGGUCAGUGAGAAGGUGGGAGGCGCCGAGGGCACCAAGCUGGACGAUGACUUCAAAGAGAUGGAGAAGAAGGUGGACGUCACCAGCAAGGCUGUGGCAGAAGUGCUGGCCAGAACCAUCGAGUACCUGCAGCCCAACCCAGCCUCGCGGGCCAAGCUGACCAUGCUCAACACGGUGUCCAAGAUCCGGGGCCAGGUCAAGAACCCCGGCUACCCGCAGUCCGAGGGCCUCCUGGGCGAGUGCAUGGUCCGCCACGGCAAAGAGCUGGGCGAGUCCAACUUCGGCGACGCCCUGCUGGAUGCCGGGGAGUCCAUGAAGCGCCUGGCCGAGGUGAAGGACUCCCUGGACAUCGAGGUCAAGCAGAACUUCAUCGACCCGCUGCAGAACCUGUGCGACAAGGACCUGAAGGAGAUCCAGCACCACCUGAAGAAGCUCGAGGGCCGCCGCCUGGACUUCGACUACAAGAAGAAGCGGCAGGGCAAGAUCCCCGACGAGGAGCUGCGCCAGGCGCUGGACAAGUUCGAGGAGUCCAAGGAGGUGGCCGAGACCAGCAUGCACAACCUGCUGGAGACCGACAUCGAGCAGGUGAGCCAGCUCUCGGCCCUGGUGGACGCGCAGCUGGACUACCACCGGCAGGCCGUGCAGAUCCUGGACGAGCUGGCCGACAAGCUCAAGCGCAGGAUGCGGGAGGCCUCCUCGCGCCCCAGGCGGGAGUACAAGCCCAAGCCCCGGGAGUCCUUCGACCUCGGGGAGCCCGAGCAGUCCAAUGGGGGCUUCCCCUGCGCCGCGGCUCCCAAGAUAACAGAGAAGCCGGCCCGGACCCCCAGCAGGAGUGUGCCGCCCCUGGACCAGCCGAGCUGCAAGGCCCUGUAUGACUUCGAGCCCGAGAACGACGGGGAGCUGGGCUUCCGCGAGGGCGACCUGAUCACGCUCACCAACCAGAUCGACGAGAACUGGUUCGAGGGCAUGCUGCACGGCCAGUCCGGCUUCUUCCCCCUCAGCUACGUGGAGGUGCUGGUGCCGCUGCCCCAGUGAAGGCCCCGCGCACAGCGCGCCCACGCCGCCUCCCCCAUGUCGGCUCCGCCCAGGCCUGACCGCGGGGCCACACUAAGGUGCUCUCAAACACUACGGACUCCAGGGAGCCACCCCCAGGGGCCCAGCUCCACCCUGCGUGAGGCCGGACCCCGCCCGCUGCUGGCCAUGGGCCCGCUGCUCCUGGGCUCCCCGCCGCUGAUGCCAGCCACGGGCUCCUCCGUCCCCCUCCCCCACAGGCCCCCAGACACCGGCACCCCCGAGCCCACCCCCUCCCCCGCUGAGCACCUACUCAGCUUUUUAAUCUCCCCGGCCCCAGCCUGGCACACGGGGGUCUGCCUCUGGCCCAGCUGCCCCCCCGGGACCACGCCCCACCGUGCCGCAGGCCCACGAGUGACUGUCCCCGACCAAGGCAGGCGGCUCUCACCCCGAGACCGCCCGGACCAGCAGGGCCCAGCCCUGCACCCCCCUCACCCAGCACCUGGCUAAGGGGCCCUCGGACCUUGCGCCCCGCGCCCAGGGCAGCAGGCUGGCGGGCGGGGUUGUACUCCUGGCUCCUCUUUUUAAAAAAGUAUUAAAUGUCUCUUUCUACACCCUCCGCCUCGUUCCCGCGCGGGCCGCCCCCGGCGCAGGGCACCACAGACA